This is a messenger RNA of Chaetomium fimeti, 1434 nucleotides long. RefSeq lists its product as uncharacterized. The coding region runs from base 1 to 1434 and encodes 477 amino acids. The record is from RefSeq and is a predicted model, not a curated record. Gene Ontology annotation, molecular function: CoA-ligase activity. The transcript is spliced from 2 exons. Lineage: Eukaryota; Fungi; Ascomycota; Sordariomycetes; Sordariales; Chaetomiaceae.
AUGGCGCACGUCCUCCGGCUGCCCGAAAGCGAGGCAGACCUCCGCGCUUCCUUCGACAUGAUGCCUGCCGUCGUUGUCGUGCAAGACGAAGCCGCCGCUCGGCUCGCCGACGAUGCCAGGGCGGUCGUCCAGUCAGCGAGCACGACCGGGGAGGCACCGCGCUCUUUUCUGGGCCUGUGCCUGUCGCGCCUGAGCGAGCCACGGCCUGGGUGGGUUAGCCUGGCAGAUGUCGCCGAGAUGUCCUUUACCGACAGCGAGAGCACCGUGGAUGCCUCCGCGGUGGAUGACCGCCUCGACCGCGUGGUGCAGAUCUUCUUCACGAGCGGCUCGUCCGGGGCGGCCAAGGGCGUGGCCAAGACGGUCAAGAACCUCGCCGCCAGCACGGCAACCAUGAGGGACCCUCGCCCUGGCUCUACGGUCGGGGUCGUCCUUGGGGGGAAUUUCGCCUCGCUGGCAUCGACGGCGCCGUAUCUCCUCUGGAACAGCGGCAACACUGCCGUCCUGCCCAGCCCCGACUUUUCGUGGACCGCCGUCAUCCGCGCCAUGGAGACCUGUCGGAUCACCGAUAUCAACAUGAUGCGGACGCAGCUUAGCAUACUGUUGGAGAACCGCGAUUUCUCGGUCGAAAAGGUCGCUUCUCGACGGUGUGUUGGUCUUUCCGGGGAGCUCGUCACGAAGGACUUUGUGAACAAGGCUCACGAGGUGCUCCCCGGUACCGUCGUCACGUCUAGAUACGGCAUGUCCGAGGUGACAGGCUUGUUCGGAUGGCCCGGCGGUGUUCCUAACCCCGUCCCCGAUCACGACGGCGUCGCCUCGUGCGGGAUCCCGAUGCCUGGGACCAGGGUCAGGGUUGUCAAUGAGAAGGGGCUUGUCGCUGGGCUAGGUGAGGCGGGGGAGCUGCAUGUUGGCAGCGACGCCACAAUUGAAAGGUACUUUCACAUGCGCCCGGGCGAUAAGGGUGGCAGUGAGAGCUUUUAUGAGGAUGGGUUUGGCCGCUGGUUCAAGACGGGCGACAUUGGUGUGAUUGACAAGGCCGGAUAUGUCUAUGUCGUGGGCCGUAAGAAAGAUCUCAUCAAGAAUGUGACUGGCAUCAUCCAGCCGCACAUGAUCGAGUCCUGUCUCAGCACCGGAUUCAAUGUCCAGACACAAGUAAUCGGGCUCCCCUCUCCAAUGAACGGCGAGGUGCCCUACCCCAUUGUCGACCGCCUCCCCGAAGGGACCAGUCAGGGCGAUAUGAGGGAAUAUUUCAGCAAUGCUGUAGGCUCCAGCUAUUGCCUGGGUACAGUUUUGACACUUGAGCAGCUCGGCAUGAAGAGUUGGCCCUUGACGGUCACUGGGAAAGUCUUAAAGCGGGAGUUGGAGUAUGCGGCAACGGAGUAUAUGCGGAAACACCCGCAGCUCGGGCUUGCCUCGUACACCAUUGCGUCGAGUUAA